This is a messenger RNA of Schistosoma guineensis, 990 nucleotides long. The record is from the annotation of a GenBank genome assembly. Lineage: Eukaryota; Metazoa; Platyhelminthes; Trematoda; Strigeidida; Schistosomatidae.
AUGAGACAAGUUAAUAAUUGGCAUUCAAUUCCUGUAGAUCCACAGGAUUUCAAUUUGUUUUCGACUUUAAAUAGUGGUCAAGCUUUCCGCUGGAUUUUUAAUUCAACUCUGAAUGAAUGGCAUGGAGUAAUAAAUGGUCACUUAUGGAGAUUACGUCAAAUGGAGGAUUCUAACCCAGUUGAAUAUUAUUUUGAGAAAAAUUUGGGUAUAAAAUUAAACGAUGUUCCUUUUGAUUUACGUGAUUACUUUAGACUGGAUAUGAAUUUAUCUGAUCUUGUGAAGGAAUGGUCUUUGAAGGAUGAAUGGUUUGAGAAUCGUUUCUCUAAAAAUUGUCAAAUGGAUACAGCUCGUGGUUUACGCUUAUUAAGACAAGAUCCAGAAGAAACAUUAUUCUCUUUCAUUACAUCAGCUAAUAAUAAUUUAACAAGAAUUACUAAAUUACUCUGUAAAUUGUGUAGUGAAUAUGGUAAUCCAUUGUACUUGGGAAAUGGUGAUCUAAGGCAUUGGACAUUUCCAUCACUUGAAAUACUUGCACAACCUGGAAUGCAGGAUAAUUUGAAAAAAAUUGGUUUUGGUUAUCGUUCCAAGUUUAUUACGCUUGCUGCCAACUGGCUUUUGAAAAAUGGAGGUCGAUCUCGUCUACUUGAACUUCGUUCCAUGUCCCAUUUUGAAGCUCAGGCAUUUCUGCUUCAAAUACCUGGAAUCGGGAAGAAGGUUGCAGAUUGUAUAUGUCUUAUGUCGUUAGAUAAAUUAAAUGUUGUCCCUAUCGAUGUUCAUAUGCAUCGUGUUGCACGUGAGAAAGGAAUUCCUGAAGCAUCCUGUAAAAAUAUGACUACAAAAUCAUAUGACAUUAUCUCAAAGUCUCUUAGUGAUUUUUGGGGGAAUUAUUCUGGAUGGGCACAAACGAUUCUUUUCUAUACUCGUAUGAUGGAAUCGAAACCUAAUAAAAAACUAAAGCAACAAAUCAGUCGUGUUGAUAUCAACAUUUAG